GAUGAUGAUGAUAAUGAUGAUGAUGAUGAUGUUGAUGAUGGUGAUAAUGAUGAUGAUGAUGACGACGACGACGAUGAUGAUGAUGAUGAUGAUGAUGAGGAUGAGGAUGAUGAUGGGGAUGAUGAUGAUGACGAUGAUGAUGAUGAGUAUGAUGACGAUGAUGAAUAUAAUGAUGAUGAUGAUGAUGAUGGUGAUGACAAUG
Molecule: messenger RNA, 202 nt
Organism: Dibothriocephalus latus
Lineage: Eukaryota; Metazoa; Platyhelminthes; Cestoda; Diphyllobothriidea; Diphyllobothriidae
Source: the annotation of a GenBank genome assembly